Molecule: messenger RNA, 1449 nt
Organism: Argiope bruennichi
Lineage: Eukaryota; Metazoa; Arthropoda; Arachnida; Araneae; Araneidae
Product: protein phosphatase 1 regulatory subunit 14B-like
Exons: 5
Coding region: 124-546 (140 amino acids)
Biological process (GO): regulation of phosphorylation
Cellular component (GO): cytoplasm
Molecular function (GO): protein serine/threonine phosphatase inhibitor activity
Source: RefSeq, a predicted model, not a curated record
ACUCAACAAUUCUCACCCAAAGUAGAAACUUGUUUUUGUAUUCUGCUAAAGAAAGGCGGUUGUAAACUUUUAGAUCUUUAGUCCAUAGUAUUUGCAUUUUAGACAGAAGACACAACAAGUAAAAUGGAGUGUAGUAUUCCCCAAAAUUUCCCAAGUAAGGCAGCUGCCUCGGAUGUCAAAAACAUACAACCUGGACAGAGUCCUCCGAAAUCAAUGUUGCAUGUCAAUUUUGAUCUGGAAAAUGAAGAAAUCCAUGAAAGGAAGAAAAAGUAUCUGACAGCAAAAUAUGGACAGCACCAAAUGAGCUUAAUUAAAAAGCGACUGCGUGUUGAAAUGUGGAUGUACGAUCAACUGCAAAUUCUAUAUGACAGUUCUGAGGACUCUAAUAGUUAUGAAGUUGAAAUAGAUUUAGAUGAACUGCUAGAUAUUGAAGCUGAGUCAGCAAGGCGAGAUUGGUUAAGAAAUAAAUUAGUUGGUGUCAAGCAAUCAGAAGAAGCUGUUGAAAAAUUUAUAACAGAGCUUCUACAACGAUGUACAACACUUUGAUUUGUAUACUUACUAGUUGUUUUAGUACCUAGAAUGUGAUGUAUGUCAUGCCUGUGUGGAUUCCUGUUGAACUGUGAACAAAUAAUUCAUUAGGAAAACCCAGGCUUUUAAUUGCCGAGUAUUCAUUGUUAAUUUUGAAGCCUUUCAAUACGAAAGGUGUCCUGCAUAGUAGUGGACUUUUGCAUUAUUUUCCCAUAUUUAUUUUGAAUACUCAAGAUACACCAUCCCUUAGUUUAUGCUUCGAUGAUAACUAGAAUGGUUUCACCUACAUUUUCUUUAUUUUAUGUUACUUCUCAAAGACAUAUUAAUUAUAAUAGUUUUUAAAAAAUCAUUUGGUGUAUGUAGACAUAUUUUCAUUGUUGCUUCAUGGUAUUGAUAGAAAAUAUAUGGUUCUUGUAAUCAUUUCAAUAUUUUACUAAAAUUUUCAACUUCUGAUUUAUUAUUAUUUUAUUUUAAUUUUAAGGCUUGCUAGUUUUAGGGUUGGUGUAUGAUAUAACUAUUUCUUGCUUUUGUAGAUCUCAAUACGCUAGUCUAGUAAUUUUUAUUCCCACUUUUUUGUUUUACAAAGCAGUAAAAGUUUAUUUUAUUAACAAAUUAUUAUGAUCUGUAGAAUUUGUUAAUGCUUGUAACUGGUAGCAUUAGUGUUUUCUGGAAAAUUUUGAUCUGAAACGAUGUAAUAAUAAACUGUACUUAAAAGAAAAAUUAAUUUUUUAAUGAACUAGAAAAAAAGUUUAUUUUCUUUAAAAGUGACAUGGAUAUAUUUCCUUUGAUUAGAUGUAGUGUGUUGUUUUCUUUUAUACUUGAAGUAAAUUGUGCAGAACAUUUUUAGAUCCAUUCAUAUGAAAAAUAUUAUUUAUGCGUUUUUAUUUACAUUUUUUAAAAUUUAUUACUGUUUUUUUUUUU